AUAGAGAUAAAGUAGAGCAGACACUGAACUAUGUUCUUUCAGUUCCACCCUGCUAACUUCCUAUAAAGUAGGCUGGGACAGCACAUCACUAGAAAGGAAGCCGUGUUCCCAUUGUACGGUGGAGUACUCAGAGCCAGGAUGGGUCCAGCGUCCAUGUGGUUUGCAGGUGUAGUUGCGCUGCUAGUUCCACAAUGCGCUUCUACCUUUAAAUUGGUUUGUUACUUUACCAGUUGGUCCCAGUACCGGGAAACUUCAGGACGUUUUAUCCCUGAUGAAAUCGACCCACAUCUCUGCACCCACAUCAUUUAUGCCUUUGCUAACAUAGAAAACAAUCGGAUUGUCCGCUAUGAAUGGAAUGAUGACACAACGUAUACGGCCAUCAAUGAACUUAAAACCAGAAAUCCCAGCUUGAAGACCCUUAUCUCUCUUGGUGGACAAAACAUGCGCCCUGAACUCUUUGGAAAUGUAACUGCCUCUCCUGCCAGACGCUCAGAAUUCGUGACAUCAGUGGUGCAGUUUCUUAAGACCCAUGGUUUUGAUGGUUUUGACCUUGCUUGGCAUACCACAGAAUCAAAUUCUAAAAGACGGUUGUCUGACCUGGUUCAGGAUCUGUCUAUAGCAUUCGAGAGGGAAACUCGAAAGAAUCCAGGGUCAGAAAAACUCAUAUUGAGUGUUGCAGUACCAGCAGGAAAGGAAACCAUCAAUAAAGCCUACGAUAUCAAGAAAAUCUCAAGGUUUGCAGACUUCCUUAAUUUCAUGACCUUUGAUUUUCACGGGUACUGGGAUGAUCACAGUCAUAAAUACACAGGCCAUGGAAGCCCCCUUUACAAGAGCAAGGUGGACAGUGGAGUUGCAUCCUCUUAUAAUGUUGACGAAGCUGUUAAAUUUUUAAAGAGGAAAGGUGCCCCAGCUGAGAAAAUCAUCAUGGGAAUUCCCACCUAUGGGCAGACUUUCACUCUUUCUUCCAUUCUGACUGGGCUUGGGGCCUCCGCCUCUGGUCCUGGAACUGCUGCCGAAUUCACAAAACUGCCAGGCAUAAUGGCCUAUUAUGAGAUCUGUAAUUUUAAUCAUGGUGCCACAGUGGAACGGAUUGAGGAACAAGCCGUCCCCUAUUCCCAUAAAGGAAACCAGUGGGUGGGAUAUGAAGACAAGACAAGUGUUCAGACCAAGGUUCAAUAUAUGAAGAAUAACCACUUGGGAGGUGUUAUGAUUUGGACAAUUGAACUCGACGAUUUUUCAGGGUUUUUCUGCAAAGAUGGAAAAUAUCCACUACUUAGCGCUGUUAAACAAGAGCUGGAUAAGCAAGAACCCAGUUUUGCAAUUGAGUUACCUUAGUAUCAGGAGACUCUUGAAGGCAUAAUGAAGCUUAUGCUUUUCUUCUAGGGAUGAAUAAACUGCAUUACCAAUUUACAUGAGGGUAAUCUAGCAAAGUUUACUUGUUUCUUAACUGCAUGCUAAAAAGCUACAGUACAAACACCCAUGGGUAGCUUUGUAUCAUUCCAUGAUUAAUGCAGUUCCACCCCUAUUCAUUCCGUUACUAUGGACAAAGACAUCACUUCCACCCAUCCCUCUAUGUAUUACUGCAGGCUCUUUGUCACUUAUUUCCUGGUCCCUUGAUUAUGGUAGUAGAUGGUUAAUUCUGUUUUCACUGUCUUAAAAACUAACAUGCACUGUUAAUGUUGUUGUAUGCAUUCAUUUUUAAAUAUAUACAUGAUGUUUUCAAUAAAAC
Messenger RNA from Elgaria multicarinata webbii, 1729 nucleotides. RefSeq names its product chitinase-3-like protein 1. Gene Ontology annotation, biological process: carbohydrate metabolic process; chitin catabolic process. The record is from RefSeq and is a predicted model, not a curated record. Gene Ontology annotation, molecular function: chitinase activity; chitin binding. The transcript is spliced from 10 exons. NCBI's taxonomy places the organism in Eukaryota, Metazoa, Chordata, Lepidosauria, Squamata, Anguidae. The coding region runs from base 139 to 1335 and encodes 398 amino acids. Gene Ontology annotation, cellular component: extracellular region.